Molecule: messenger RNA, 1110 nt
Organism: Brugia malayi
Lineage: Eukaryota; Metazoa; Nematoda; Chromadorea; Rhabditida; Onchocercidae
Product: glutamyl-tRNA synthetase, putative
Exons: 2
Coding region: 1-1110 (369 amino acids)
Biological process (GO): glutamyl-tRNA aminoacylation
Molecular function (GO): ATP binding; glutamate-tRNA ligase activity
Source: RefSeq, a predicted model, not a curated record
AUGCAUAUGAUACGUCGUUUAUCUUAUGAUUCGGGCACUGCCAAAGAAAUUCGUUUGGUAGUACGAAUUAGUGGUGAUCAUCUAUCAUUGGAAGGAUUACGACGAGCACUGUAUAAUUUCUUGUUUGCUCGAGCUAAUAACGGGAAGUUUAUCCUGCAGUUAGGAGUAAACAAACAUGGAAGACAACCACGAGGUAAAAAAAUUGAAGCGCUUUUGGAUCGAUUUGGACUGGAGCGUGAUGAAGGACCUGGAACAGGUGGACCAUUUGCUCCCUACUCGGUUAUUAAACGUCUAAAAACAUAUGCUGAUGUAGUGGAACGGCUAGUUGACAUAGGUUUAGCAUAUCGAUGCUUCUGCUGCGAUGAUACAUGGAAGGAAGUGGAUCCAGUAAAGAAAGAACGUCCAAAACUACUUCCCUGUUUGAAGGAAUGUUUCACGAAGACACGCAGUGAGUCCAAAAGUAUGGUGUUCGACGGUAUGCCACAUGUUGUCCGUCUAAGAGUACCUAACCGAGCAUACUUUUAUAAGGAUGUCGUGCACGGUGAGUCAUCUAAACGUUUGCCCGCGACGGAUCAGCUACUGCUCAAACCAGAUUUCGUCCCAACGUCAUUUUUUGCUGAUACUGUUGAUAAUCAUACCCUUUGUGCUAGUCAUUAUGUUGCCUCUUCCUCCCGUGAUUUUUUACAGCUUCCCAUCUAUGAAGCUUUGCAGUGGUGCUUACCGACAUUUAUAAAUAUUGGAAAUUUACGGCUUCGCAGUGGUUCACGAUUACUGACGUAUAAUAAUGCUAGAAGUUAUGUUAGGACAUACAGUUCAGUUAACGAAUUGUCAAUUUUAAAUUUUUUAUUAGCUGGUCGUGGUUUACGGAAGACCUGUGAUAAAAAUGACCGCUUGUACAGUAUCGACGAAAUGAUUGCUCAGUUUGAUAUUAGCACUAUUAAUGAUGAUGCGUUAUUGAUUAAUACGUAUAAAUUAAUGAAACCGGAACGACAAGAAAAGUUGCUUGAACAACAACUUGAAUUGGAUGAAGAGGUGCGUCUCUUAGAUAUGUUCGACAAGGAUUUUCUCGAUGAUAUGAAAUUCUCGGAUUCAAUGCCAAAAAGUUCAUAG